UUCCCCCAAGAAGAAGGCAGGUUUCUGUUGCGGCGUGCGGGCGAUCAAUCCCCAUGAAUCAGACCCCACAUUAGAUCUCUUUCUGCUCUGAAACUUGCGACAGAAACUAGCAGAGGAAGCAGAACCUGGCGGCCCACUGCGACUGUUUGUGUAAAUUCCCCAGACAACAAGGAAGCCCAAGAACAAGAAGAACAACACCCAAGAAACAAGAACCUUUUCCGCAAUUUAUCGACUGUAGGAAUAAUAUCAUCAUCAUUCCUCGUUAUCGUUCAGAAUUGAUUCAUGGGUUCCAGCGAGGACUCGACGGGAACGGUGCGGAAUAUUCUUGAUCAAGACACGCUGAAGUGGGUGUUCGUGGGGGGGAAAGGUGGCGUGGGCAAGACCACAUGCAGCUCCAUUCUCUCUGUCCUACUCUCCCAGGUGAGAUCCUCUGUGCUCAUCAUUUCCACCGACCCUGCACAUAACCUGAGCGAUGCAUUCCAGCAGAGGUUCACAAAGGCUCCCACCCUUGUUACUGGCUUCAACAACUUGUACGCUAUGGAAGUUGAUCCCACUGUGGAACAUGAAGAGGGUGAUAUGUCUGAUGGAUUUAUGUCAGAUUUAUCAAAUUCUAUCCCAGGAAUUGACGAGGCUAUGAGUUUUGCGGAAAUGCUCAAGCUAGUGCAGACUAUGGAUUAUUCUGUAAUAGUAUUUGAUACAGCACCAACUGGCCAUACUCUUCGGCUCUUACAAUUUCCUACAACAUUAGAAAAGGGGCUUGCUAAGGUGAUGAGUUUGAGGAGCAAGUUUGGUGGCUUGUUUAGCCAGAUGACUCGCCUCUUUGGUGUUGGAGAUGACUUUGGUGAAGAUGACCUCCUGGGAAAGCUUGAAGGCAUGAAAGAUGUCAUUGAACAAGUGAACAAGCAGUUUAAGGAUCCUGACUUGACAACUUUCGUCUGUGUUUGCAUUCCAGAAUUUCUGUCUCUGUAUGAAACUGAACGACUUGUUCAGGAGCUUACUAAAUUUGAGAUAGAUACCCAUAAUAUCAUUAUUAACCAAGUAAUUUUUGAUGAAGAAGCCGUCGAGUCAAAAUUGCUCAGAGCUAGAAUGAACAUGCAACAAAAGUACCUGGAUCAGUUCUACGUGUUAUAUGACGAUUUUAACAUAACUAAGUUGCCUUUGCUGCCCCAAGAGGUUUGUGGGGUUGAAGCGUUGCAAGCAUUUUCACACAACUUUGUAACACCGUAUCGAGCAUCCAUUGUCCGAGGAACGUUAGAAGAGCUAGAGCAGAGAAUAUCGACACUAAAAGAACAAUUGAAGGUGGCUGAAGCAGAAAAGGAUAGAGUGGCGAAAGGUAAACAAAAGGUUUGAUGCAGAAAGGACUAGAAUGAAAACUAGGCCGCCCUGCAUUAGGUUGCCUGUGCCCAAGAGAGAGUCUCGGCCACAGUAGCAGGUAUAGUUGCCACUCAAACUUCAAGAGGGUAUCGUCAACAUCUGUAGCUAACUCAAAUCUUGCAGAAAUAGAAUCAUACUUCUUAUGUUUUACUUUUCGAUCUUAGAGGGCAAUAAUUUGAGGACUUUAUACCUUUCUAUAACCGGUAAAUGAUCGGUAUGUCAUGGGAAUUUUUUGCAAGUUAAGGCUGUUAAAGUUUGAGUGAUUUCAAUUUUGAUGUGCAUCGUUGCAACUUAUUUGUAUCAGAACAUU
Sesamum indicum (sesame) is the source of this 1684-nucleotide messenger RNA. Its product is annotated as ATPase GET3A. Gene Ontology annotation, cellular component: GET complex. Gene Ontology annotation, molecular function: ATP binding; ATP hydrolysis activity. NCBI's taxonomy places the organism in Eukaryota, Viridiplantae, Streptophyta, Magnoliopsida, Lamiales, Pedaliaceae. The record is from RefSeq and is a predicted model, not a curated record. Gene Ontology annotation, biological process: tail-anchored membrane protein insertion into ER membrane.